Molecule: messenger RNA, 761 nt
Organism: Pimephales promelas (fathead minnow)
Lineage: Eukaryota; Metazoa; Chordata; Actinopteri; Cypriniformes; Leuciscidae
Source: RefSeq, a predicted model, not a curated record
AUGCUGAAAAAAAAUCUUUUACAAUUAGUUCUAUUUUUGGCUCCAAAAUGGGCUACUUUGCCUGGACUAUACAGGGGGACUUUAAGUAUUUAUAUAGAUAUGAUAUAAUGCACUACAUGUAACUUAAACAGCUAUUUUCUUUCUAUACUGUAGUGGCUAAUUGUUUAAAUCACUCUUAGGAAUAGACACAUUUAAGGGGAAAUUCUUCCACAGCCGCACUACAAAAACCCUGAAGAUUGGCGAGGGAAGAGGGUAGUUGUGAUUGGCAUUGGGAACUCUGGAGGAGAUAUUGCUGUAGAGAUGAGCAGAAUGGCCAAACAGGUUUAUCUGAGCACCCAAAAGGGAUCUUGGAUACUAAAUCACGUUGGAGACAAUGGUGUUCCAUUAGAUAUGAUAUUUAACAGAAUACAUAGUUGGCUUAAUCAUAUAUUACCUGUUGGAUUAAUCAACAAUUUGAGAGAGAAACAACUCAAUAAAUGGUUUAACCACAAGCUCUAUGGGCUGCAGCCUGCGCACAGAGUUUUCAGCCAACAUCCCAUGGUCAACGAUGAUUUACCAAACCGGAUCCUCUCCGAUGGCACAGUUGAGGAUGACAUUGAUCUGGUGGUGUUUGCCACAGGAUACACUUUCUCAUUCCCCUUCCUGUCUUCACAUGUAAUUCCUGUCUCAAAGAACAAGGUAUCCCUGUACAAAUAUGUGUAUCCCCCAGCACUAGAGCACCCAACUUUAGCCGUGAUUGGUCUGAUCCAGCCUCUCUGAGC